Linderina pennispora is the source of this 501-nucleotide messenger RNA. RefSeq lists its product as uncharacterized. The annotation marks the transcript as partial. The transcript has a single exon. The record is from RefSeq and is a predicted model, not a curated record. NCBI's taxonomy places the organism in Eukaryota, Fungi, Kickxellomycota, Kickxellomycetes, Kickxellales, Kickxellaceae.
AUGAAGUCCUAUUUGUGUUAUCUCUUGCCGCUCUCGCUACUUGUGGGUACUAGUCUUGCGCAGGUUGAAAUGCGCGAGCCUGCACCGCGGCGUUCCAAGUUCAGCAAGUACUAUAUGGACAGCGAUGACGUUGACUACAACAUGAAGACGCCUCUGAACAGCGUUGUCGGCUAUCCAUGCCGUAAGUUCCCUGAGGGCCCUGUGCAAGGAACCUUGAUAGCCGGCCAUAACUUCAAGGUGUUUUUUGACGGUACGGCGACGCGGCAGGGUGGUGAUUGCCAGUUCGCCAUUUCGUACGACAACGGCACCACGUUUGGUGUGCUCUGGGACAAGCAAGAUAACUGUUUACUGGACACAAUUAAUGGCGGCUAUGAUGUGCCCAUCCCCGAGACGUUGCCCAGGGCAAAAAGGGCGAUAUUCGCGUGGACUUGGAUUGAGGCGCUGUCUGAUCGCUCGUUCUUCAUGAACUGUGCCGAUGUGCGCGUUGAGAACUAUGGUACC